AUUAUACUUACGAUGAAAAUGAAUUUAAGAUUCUCCAGUUCAGUUUAUCAUGGCAGGAUCGCCAAUGUGAUAUUCUCCUUUCCGCGGAUAUCCACUCAUAUAUCACAGACACUCGUUCGCGGCCUCUGGCUCAACGCAAGCCACCGUCCUUACGCACUCUGGCCCACUGCUACACGCUAACCCAAUCAUACUCAAUGUGGAUAUCACAUAAUUCAGGAUACCACACCAACCACCAACCCAUUAUCGGCACCCAGUAAUCUUUCGGCGUCUCGUGUGAAUUCUUCAGCGGUGUUUUCUAAGUUUGGUGUUGAUUAUGCUGGGCCGUUUCUGUUGGAACCUCAAAUGCGAAGUACGAAAUCAUUUAAGGCUUACGUAGUCGUCUUUGUCUGCAUGACGGACCAGCACCAUCUAGAGAGGAUGGAUGAAUUUUGUGCUGUGAAGGGAAUCACUUGGCAUUUAAUUCCUCCCAUAAGCCCUCACUUUGCUGGGAUCUGGGAGGCAGGUGUAAAAUCGCUCAAGCAUCACAUGAAAAGGAUUGUUCGAGAAACACGAAUGACUACAGAAGAAAUGAACACUUUCCUUACUCAAACAGAAGCGAUUUUGAACUCACGUUCCCUUUGCGCGAUGUCGGAGGAUCCGAAUGAUUUCGGUAUUCAACAUUUUUUGAUUGGGAGAUCAGCGGUUGCUAUACCAGAACCUUCCUAUACGUCCGAGAAGAUCAAUCGAUUAAAACGAUGGGAACAUAUCCAACGAAUGCAGCAGCAUUUCUGGACUAGGUGGUCAAGGGAGUAUUUACGUCAAUUGCAGACUCGUCAGAAAUGGCACGGUACACUAAAGGAGUUCAAGGUUGGAGCACCAGUGCUGUUGGUCUACGAAAACUUACCCUCGCAGCAGUGGCGGUUAGGAAGAAUUGUGAAAUUACAUCCUGGGGAGGAUACGGCCGUUCGAGUGAUUACUGUUCGAACCACUGCUAAUGAAUUCAAACGAGCCGUAACUAAAAUUGCAUUGCUACCAUCUGUUGAGCUAUUAUAUGAUUUUUAUCUAUGAAUUUUCUUGCUUGAAUUACUUUUAAUUUUUACCUGACAACAUUGUUG
This is a messenger RNA of Malaya genurostris, 1094 nucleotides long. RefSeq lists its product as uncharacterized. Gene Ontology annotation, molecular function: nucleic acid binding. The record is from RefSeq and is a predicted model, not a curated record. The coding region runs from base 343 to 1047 and encodes 234 amino acids. The transcript has 2 exons. Lineage: Eukaryota; Metazoa; Arthropoda; Insecta; Diptera; Culicidae.